CCCUGCGGAAGAGGACGACGCACUGUCGUUCUACGAUUUCCCAUCAGUGGAUCCCUGUCAAGAUGCUGCCAGGAACAAGAAUAGGGGGCUUUGAUUCUGUAUAUGCACAAGAUAUCAAGUAACUUGAAGAACGUUUCAGCAGUCAAAAAGGUUGCCAACUCGGAAAUGUUCCUGCCUGCUGUUUUAUGGCAAAAUCUGCUGGAGACGAACACCAGAUCACACUGCUGACGACCAUCAGUUUUCUGACUGCUUCACUGCCACACCUGACAGCCGCUCGCUGGACUAAUUCUUGUCUGCGCAAGUGUGAUCGACAAGCCUUCGCCAAGAUAAAUGGCCAACAGCGCUCCGGCGGCCUCUUGGCGGCAGCAUACGAAGAACAUUGUUGAGCUGAAAACUGCCUCUGUUGUAGGACUUCACCUAGAUCGGCUAGUAGAAGAAUGCAAUCAGACAAUAAUAGAACUUCAAAAAUGAUCUGAUGCUAGUUACAUGUGAAUAAACGAAAAUCAAACUGAAACAGUUGUAGUUCAACCAAAAACAAGCCAGCUAUUCUGCAUCGGAGUAUUAUGUUAAAUUCGCGAGAAAUAGAGAUUGAGAUAAUUUUAAAUCCUUAGGCGUUGUGUUCUUGGCGAGUAUGUCAUGGGAAAACCACUUUAGCUGUCUCCUAACAAAAGCAUCUCAAGUUACUGGUAUAUUUAAAGCAGAAAUUUGGGCUAGUUGGUUGUAACUGAACUUAGACAUUGUAACAAGCGCUGAUGGACGUGAACACAAAGAAGAGACUGGACAGGCACUAGACAUCAACUGAAGGUUUAAUGACACUAACCUUCUGCGCAGCUUUUCGACACAGCAAGCGAGGGAGAUCUUUGAAGCCUUAUGUAUCAGUACCGAAGCUAAUAAAUGUGUCAGCGCACCUUCGCUGGCCUUGCAGGCAAAAGAAAAAAUGUAUUUAAAGCAAAACACGAUUUCUUUUUGCUGAUAAUUCUGCCUCAUGAUUUUUGUAUUUUUUGUAUGUUUCUGCGGUGGUAUAUAUGUUGCUGUUAGUGUCAUUAAACCUUCAGUUGAUGGCUAGCGCCCGUCCAGUCUACUUGUCUCUUCUUUGUGUUCCCAUCCAUCAGCGCUUGUUAUGAUGUCUAAGUUCAGUUACAACCAACUAGCCCAAAUUUCUGCUUUAAAUAGUCUGCUUUCUAGUACAAUGGGCUCUGUUCUUCCUAACUUUUUAUGUCUGAGUCCAUCCGCAACUUCUGCGUCUUUGGUAAACCUUGUUGCCUUAACAGCCUGCCGUGCAAGAGCGGUGACCUUCUGCAUGAAACACCAGCUAAUCCCUCUUGAGGUGCUGAAGCUUUUUGCGCUGUUUGUGCGAUCGCUUCACCAUUCUAAAAGAAUAGUGAACCUGUGGAGCUCUGAGCUCUGUCACCAGUAUCGUCACUACCAGGUCUGUCUUCGUAUUCUCUCGGCAUCCCUGGUCAGCAGCGGCCAACAGGGUGAAGUCGUGUUCCGGAGCUGGUCACAUGAGGCCGCGUAUGUGACAGAAUUCCUGUGGGCAACAGCUCUCCCUUCACUGCUUGUCUGGACCAGGAGACGUGUCAAGAAUGAAUGCCGUUCUGGAAAGUUGACGUGUCUUGGAACUGGCACUUUGCCUGAGAAUGUAGUAAAUGUCUUGGACAAUGGACCAAAGUUUUGUACUGAGGUCAUUGAUAAUCCUGUUGAAUUGCUUUCUAUGGUGAGGAAUGUUGCUAAUAGCGUUGAGCUUGAUGAUCAAAACCGAGUUCUGUCUGAAGGCAUCGACUGCCUCUUAGCCAGACGGCCACGUAGUAACGCUAGCUUACAGGUUCGGGACACCGUUAAAUUUUUGCAGAAAAGUAACUUAGCAUUAUUGUUGUCCGAUAAAGAAGGUGGUUUUGUGGUGCUUCCUAAGGCUGUCUUCUCAGAAAAAGCUGAACAGGCUGUUUCAAAGAAUUUCAAGCCGGUCAAGUGCUCAUGGAGGGAGUUAAGGAAGAAAGCCUUGGCUCUUUGUGAUGAGAUGAACAUGCUAAGCCUCAAGAAGACCAUAGGUAGUGCAAAAAAGGACUUCCUAGAUUUGUUUUUCUCUGUAAAAACGCAUAAGGAAGGAAUGCCAUUCAGGACGAUUGUGAUUGAGCAACAUUCAUGGCAAGGAGCCCUCUCUAGAUUUCUGCAAAAGCACCUUAAGUUGCUUCAAGUGAAUGACCCUUACCUUGUUGACAUUUCGGAAAGUGUCUUAGAUUACCUUUCCAAGUUUGAGUAUCCCCAGCAGCCUCUACACCUUUUCUAUCGAUGUUGUAUAUCUGUUUUAUUCUAUCCCACUAAGCCAACUUUUAUGCGCUGUUCGAGAAAGCAUCGGUGACUUUGGUCCCGUUACCUUUCAGAAUUCCACUGGUUUGUACAUCGACAAUUUUAUUGAAUUUUUAACAUUUUACCUGUCAUCUAACACAGUCGAUUUUAAUCAUAACCCUGUCCUUCAAAAGG
Molecule: messenger RNA, 2481 nt
Organism: Dermacentor silvarum
Lineage: Eukaryota; Metazoa; Arthropoda; Arachnida; Ixodida; Ixodidae
Exons: 4
Coding region: 1121-2359 (412 amino acids)
Source: RefSeq, a predicted model, not a curated record